Molecule: messenger RNA, 657 nt
Organism: Drosophila elegans
Lineage: Eukaryota; Metazoa; Arthropoda; Insecta; Diptera; Drosophilidae
Source: RefSeq, a predicted model, not a curated record
AUGUUAAGUUUGGCACGCGCCACGCCUACAAUAAACCGCAAAAGUCAAAGGAGAAGCCGGGUGAGGGGUAUAAAGAUGGAGAGAGAUAGAGUGCACAAAGUAUGCAACAUAUUUCACAGUUCGAGGCAGAUGGCGAUGGAAAAGGACAAAACAGACCCCAGGGAAAGUGCCACUGUCGUCACACGCCACACUCAAAAGCGUGACUGUUACUUGCAGAAUCCCAGAACACCCAACGCCCCCUUAACGCCCCCUGGCACACCCUUUAACCCCUCCAUUCCCGCCCUUAAAUCGCCCCUGCCAUUCGCUGAAGAAUUUUUGAAUUACGAGCGCUCUGGGCAAUAUUAUGUUUUAAACAUCGCUUUCUAUUUAAUGUCCAAUAAUAUUAAUAGCCUGUUUCUGGAAAUGCAACCAAAAAUAUUACAAUUCCUGAAGCAGGAUCAGGCAACACUCCUGAAAAUUUUCCAAGCACAAACAAGCCUGCUGGUGGAAUUAAUCCCAACAUUACUAAUUCUGGAGCAUCCAAGCAAAUUAAUUCGAAGCCAGAAACUUCAAUACACCCGGUUUCUGGAAAUGCACCCAAGAGCCCAGCAAUUCCAGGAGCAGGAUCUGUUGGAACCAAAACUCCUGGGAAUGCACCAAGUUCAAACAACAUUUUAA